Molecule: messenger RNA, 7152 nt
Organism: Pelobates cultripes (western spadefoot toad)
Lineage: Eukaryota; Metazoa; Chordata; Amphibia; Anura; Pelobatidae
Source: the annotation of a GenBank genome assembly
GAUAAGACUCGGGGACACGGUUGCUGCGUCAUACUCACUCCUCACUACAGAACUUCUAGUGCUGAGCAUCAGGCUGCCGGGGACAUGCGUGAAAUCGUACACUUACAGAUAGGCCAAUGCGGUAACCAAAUUGGAUCUAAGGUAUGGGGGAAUUUGGGAUAUUUUUUUGUCACCAGCACUUGCCACCCUAAAUUUUGCCGUGCCCAAUGGCUGUUACCAUAUUCCUGCUCUGUAUCGUAAAACCCAGAUGUACACCCCAAUAUAUAUCCCACUGGGAACAUCCUUACUGUGAUCUCUUCUCUGUCUUUCUGAAACCCAGACGUGUGUGCGUACAUGUAACGUGAGUGCGGAACGCGAUUUAAAUAAACUAUUCCCAGACAUGCGAUACUCUGAAUUGCAAGAACCUGAUACAAAACUGUCAGAUGGAUGGAGAGCGGCCAAAUGCUUAUUACGUUUCAUUUUUCUUUCCUGAAUUUAUUUUCAGUGAAAUUCGUGCAAAUUACAACAUUUUCCAUUUGUUUAUGCUUUGAUGUAUUUUCCAUUGUUUAACCUGUUCAUUUCUAAACCCUAAAACAGUAACGGUCAGCCUUGGCACUCCCAGGAUAUGUUUAGGACGUUUGGGACUCCCAAUACUCAUUUGAUGGUAAAAUGUGUGACCUCCGCUCUCUGAGCCUCUUACAUGUUUGUCACAAACAGAGCAGGCCCCUUGCAAGGUUAAUACAGGGGGAGUAAAGUCUCUGUUUGUUAGUAUUAGUUUAACGCCAUCAAUACAUAGAGUAGACCAUUGGUGGGGGGCUGGGUAUUGGGCAGCAGGGUGUGACUGUGAGAAGCUGCUCUGCUCUCAUAGAUAAGAAGGUUUAGGGCUGGUUUGAGGAGUGGAAGCGAAGAUACAAUUCCCAAAUUACUCUGAAAUAAUGACAGGCCGUGUUAGACAAUGUCACAAGCGCUACAUGUUGGGCAGCAUGACCGUGCGGGCAGCCACUGCACAGGAAGGAGCACUGUUCAUGGAAAGACUAUCACAAAGUACCCACGAUAGCAGACACAAAUGAUCAAUUACAUUGUAAACUUGUACAUUUGUCUUUUGGCUCAAAGACUCCCGUGUGUGUUUAGUCACUGAUCUGAAAUGAUCUGUGAAUACUUGGCAGAUAAAUUGCUGAUUUUAUAAAAACAUAUUUUUUGCAACACGACUGUAUUAGCCACAAAUAACUGUGCAUUCUCCACAAUUCUGGAUUUGGCGACCAAGCCAUCCAUACUUUUAUAUUUCACUUAUAUUUAAACAAUUCUAUAGGUUUACAGUUCUGUGAAUCUGGAUUUAGCUCUUUACUAACCCUGUAUAUCUGGGAUACAGCUAUUUACUAACCCUGUAUAUCUGGGAUAUAGCGAUUUACUAACCCUGUAUAUCUGGGAUAUAGCGAUUUACUAACCCUGUAUAUCUGGGAUAUAGCUAUUUACUAACCCUGUAUAUCUGGGAUAUAGCUAUUUACUAACCCUGUAUAUCUGGGAUACAGCUAUUUACUAACCCUGUAUAUCUGGUAUCCAGCUAUUUACUAACCCUGUAUAUCUGGGAUACAGCUCUUUACUAACCCUGUAUAUCUGGGAUAUAGCUCUUUACUAACCCUGUAUAUCUGGGAUACAGCUAUUUACUAACCCUGUAUAUCUGGGAUAUAGCUAUUUACUGACCCUGUAUAUCUGGGAUAUAGCUGUGUACUGACCCUGUAUAUCUGGGAUACAGCUCUUUACUAACCCUGUAUAUCUGGGAUAUAGCUAUUUACUAACCCUGUAUAUCUGGGAUACGGCUAUUUACUAACCCUGUAUAUCUGGGAUACAGCUCUUUACUAACCCUGUAUAUCUGGGAUACGGCUAUUUACUAACUCUGUAUAUCUGGGAUAUAGUUAUUUACUAACCCUGUAUAUCUGGGAUAUAGCUAGCCACGUGUCCUGUAUAUCUGGGAUAUAGCUCUUACUAACCCUGCAUAUCUGGGAUAUAGCCAUUUACUAACCCUGUAUAUCUGGGAUAAUGGCUCUUUACUAACCCCUGUAUAUCUGGGAUACAGCUCUGCACUAACCCUGUAUAUCUGGGAUACAGCUCUGCACUAACCCUGUAUAUCUGGGAUACAGCUCUGCACUAACCCUGUAUAUCUGGGAUACAGCUCUGUACUAACCCUGUAUAUCUGGGAUACAGCUCUUUACUAACCCUGUAUAUCUGGGAUAUAGCUAUUUACUAGCCCUGUAUAUCUGGGAUAUAGCCAUUUACUAACCCUGUAUAUCUGGGAUAUAGCUAUUUACUAACCCUGUAUAUCUGGGAUACAGCUAUUUACUAACCCUGUAUAUCUGGGAUACAGCUCUUUACUAACCCUGUAUAUCUGGGAUACAGCUCUUUACUAACCCUGUAUAUCUGGGAUACGGCUCUUUACUAACCCUGUAUAUCUGGGAUACAGCUCUUUACUAACCCUGUAUAUCUGGGAUACAGCUAUUUACUAACCCUGUAUAUCUGGGAUACAGCUCUUUACUAACCCUGUAUAUCUGGGAUACGGCUCUUUACUAACCUGUAUAUCUGGGAUAUAGCUAUUUACUAACCCUGUAUAUCUGGGAUACGGCUAUUUACUAACCCUGUAUAUAUAGGAUAUAGCUAUUUACUAACCCUGUAUAUCUGGGAUACGGCUCUUUACUAACCCUGUAUAUCUGGGAUAUAGCUCUUUACUAACCCUGUAUAUCUGGGAUACAGCUAUUUACUAACCCUGUAUAUCUGGGAUAGAGCUAUUUACUAACCCUGUAUAUCUGGGAUAGAGCUCUUUACUAACCCUGUAUAUCUGGGAUAUAGCUACUUACUAACCCUGUAUAUCUGGGAUACAGCUCUUUACUAACCCUGUAUAUCUGGGAUAUAGCUAUUUACUAACCCUGUAUAUCUGGGAUACAGCCUUUUACUAACCCUGUAUAUCUGGGAUAUAGCUAUUUACUAACCCUGUAUAUCUGGGAUACAGCUAUUACUAACCAUGUAUAUCUGGGAUACAGCUCUUUACUAACCCUGUAUAUCUGGGAUUCAGCUCAUUACUAACCCUGUAUAUCUGGGAUAUAGUUCUUUACUAACCUUGUAUAUCUGGGAUAUAGCUAUUUACUAUCCCUGUAUAUCUGGGAUACAGCUCUUUACUAACCCUGUAUGUCUGGGAUACAGCUCUUUACUAACCCUGCAUAUCUGGGAUACAGCUAUAUACUAACCCUGUAUAUCUGGGAUAUAGCUAUUUACUAACCCUGUAUAUCUGGGAUAUAGCUAUUUACUAACCCUGUAUAUCUGGGAUACAGCUAUUUACUAACCCUGUAUAUCUGGGAUAUAGCUAUUUACUAACCCUGUAUAUCUGGGAUAUAGCUAUUUACUAACCUUGUAUAUCUGGGAUAUAGCUAUUUACUAACCCUGUAUAUCUGGGAUACAGCUAGUUACUAACCCUGCAUAUCUGGGAUACAGCUCUUUACUAACCCUGUAUAUCUGGGCUAUAGCUAUUUACUAACCCUGUAUAUCUGGGAUACAGCUCGUUACUAACCCUAUAUAUCUGGGCUAUAGCUAUUUACUAACCCUGUAUAUCUGGGAUAUAGCUAUUUACUAACCCUGUAUAUCUGGGCUAUAGCUAUUUACUAACCCUGUAUAUCUGGGAUACGGCUCUUUACUAACCCUGUAUAUCUGGGAUACAGCUCGUUACUAACCCUAUAUAUCUGGGCUAUAGCUAUUUACUAACCCUGUAUAUCUGGGAUACAGCUACUUACUAACCCUGUAUAUCUGGGAUAUAGCUAUUUACUAACCCUGUAUAUCUGGGAUAUAGCUGUUUACUAACCCUGUAUAUCUGGGAUACAGCUCUUUACUAACCCUGUAUAUCUGGGAUAUAGCUCUUUACUAACCCUGUAUAUCUGGGAUACAGCUAUUUACUAACCCUGUAUAUCUGGGAUAUAGCUAUUUACUAACCCUGUAUAUCUGGGAUAUAGCUACUUACUAACCCUGUAUAUCUGGGAUACAGCUCUUUACUAACCCUGUAUAUCUGGGAUAUAGCUGUGUACUAACCCUGUAUAUCUGGGAUACAGCUAUUUACUAACCCUGUAUAUCUGGGAUAUAGCUGUUUACUAACCCUGUAUAUCUGGGAUACAGCUAUUUACUAACCCUGUAUAUCUGGGAUAUAGCUAUUUACUGACCCUGUAUAUCUGGGAUACAGCUAUUUACUAACCCUGUAUAUCUGGGAUAUAGCUAUUUACUGACCCUGUAUAUCUGGGAUACAGCUAUUUACUAACCCUGUAUAUCUGGGAUAUAGCUAUUUACUAACCCUGUAUAUCUGGGAUCAGCUAUUUACUAACCCUGUAUAUCUGGGAUAUAGCUCUUUACUAACCCUGUAUAUCUGGGAUAUAGCUAUUUACUAACCCUGUAUAUCUGGGAUAUAGCUCUUUACUAACCCUGUAUAUCUGGGAUUCAGCUAUUUACUAACCCUGUAUAUCUGGGAUAUAGCUAUUUACUAACCCUGUAUAUUUUCCUGUAAUGACCAUAUUAAUGAAGGUGAAAUAACCCAGGUUUUCUCAUGUAAUUUAUUGUAGUUCUGGGAGGUCAUCAGUGACGAACAUGGAAUUGAUGUGAAUGGAAGUUACUGCGGAGAUUCUGAGUCUCAACUCGAGAGGAUUAAUGUUUACUUCAACGAGGCUCAUUGUGAGUAAUACGGUGACAAAGCUAAGAGUUCAAGCAUGGGGGGCAUUUCUUGUCUCUGUAGUGGAAUUUACCAUGGUUCAUACAAUAUAGUGCCUCUGCUUGUGUUCUACACAGUAACGAUAUAUGGUAUAUUUUGUAUAGUAACAUUGAUUCUUCUUUGUCAUAGCCCAUAAAUAUGUUCCGAGAGCGGUGCUUGUGGAUCUGGAACCAGGAACCAUGGACAGUCUGCGAUCCAGCUCCAUCGGACCCCUGUUUCGUCCAGACAGCUUUAUUCACGGUAAAUGUUCCCUCUGUAUAUCAGCACUGCUAGUACCUUGUGUUCUGUAGAAAAAAAUAAAAUGGAUCUACGUGUUUUAUAUGGUUAUAGGAAAUUCCGGUGCCGGCAACAACUGGGCCAAGGGCCACUACACAGAGGGCGCGGAGCUGAUUGAGUCGGUGAUGGAUGUGGUGAGAGCGGAAAGCGAGAGCUGUGAUUGUCUCCAAGGGUUUCAGUUGGUGCAUUCACUUGGUGGAGGGACAGGAUCCGGCAUGGGAACCCUUCUCAUUAACAAGAUCCGAGAAGAGUAUCCAGACAGGAUAAUGAACACAUUCAGCAUCAUGCCCUCACCCAAGGUGUCGGACACGGUGGUAGAGCCAUACAACGCAAUCCUUUCCAUCCAUCAGCUGAUCGAGAAUACGGAUGAAACGUUCUGCAUUGACAACGAGGCCUUGUAUGACAUCUGCUUCCGCACUUUGAAGCUUUCAAACCCCACCUACGGUGACCUCAACCACCUGGUCUCAAUGACGAUGAGUGGAGUGACCACAUCCCUGAGGUUUCCAGGGCAACUGAAUGCUGACCUGCGGAAACUGGCAGUCAACAUGGUGCCGUUUCCCCGUCUCCAUUUCUUUAUGACUGGUUUCUCCCCACUCACCUCCCGCAGGAGCCAGCAAUACACAGCCCUAACCGUUCCCGAACUCACACAGCAGAUGUUUGACUCUCGUACCAUGAUGACUGCCUGCGACCCUCACCAUGGCCGCUACUUAACAGUGGCCGGAAUCUUUCGUGGCCGAAUGUCCACCAAGGAAGUGGAUGAGCAGAUGUUGGCCGUCCAGUCUAAAAAUAGUGCUUAUUUCGUUGAAUGGAUUCCUAACAACGUCAAAGUGGCAGUUUGCGACAUCCCACCUCGUGGCCUCAAAUUAUCGUGCACGUUUAUAGGUAAUAAUACAGCAAUCCAAGAGAUCUUCAAGCGCAUUGCAGAGCAGUUUUCGGCUAUGUACCGGAGAAAAGCCUUCCUGCACUGGUACACAGGGGAGGGCAUGGAUGAAAUGGAGUUUACAGAGGCUGAAUGCAAUACUCACGACCUGAUUGCCGAAUACCAGCAAUACCAGGAGGCCACGGCUGAAGUGGAGGAGUAUUUUGAUGAAGAGGAGGAAGCCCACAUUACAGAAACUGUAGAAAGAGUGUUUUAGAUCUCAAGGAAAAGCAAUGGACCAUAGUCAGAGAAAGGACAUUGCUGCCCCAUCUAAAUGCACAAUGAAGCUACUUUUUUAUUAUUAAUAUAAAAACCCUCUUACCCCACAGGGCAGCUAUUCUGUAUAAAAAAAACAAAAACCUUAUCCCCAUCUACCUGCAACUUCUAAUCCUUCAGGGCAGCUAUUCAACAGAAAUACCCUCACCCCAGCAACCUGCCCCAUGGAGCAAUAAUUUCAUAAUGAUACACUUACCUCACGUACUAGCUUCCUAUAAGCCCCCACCUCCGCUAUUUUUUUAUAAAACAAUACUGCUACUCCGUCUAGCUACUGCUUCACAACCCUCAGUAGAGCUAUCCACCUGCCCCACUAUUUUUAUCGGACAGUUAUUAUGUAGAAGUACCCCUGGCCCACCUAACUAUCCCCCUUAACUCUACAGGGAGGUUAAUAAUAGAAAUAAUGAUAUUCAGAGCUGUAGGUGGAACAGCAUCUUAAAGCCCACUCAAUAUUUGUGGAUUUAUUUUUUAGUUUUUUUUAUUUAGAACUAUUAAGAAUAACAUUUUAGACCUGCAAAUGUAAUUUAGCAUGUGUGGUAAAAAAAAAAAAAAAAAGCAAUGUGGUGUGAUUUAAUUAUAUAUCAAAUGCUGUGUAUGUUUACCUGAUAAAUGGACUACAUUCCCAAACUGAUGGAUAAAUAUAGAAAACAGAUAUAAAACAGAUUCAAACAAAAAGACUUCCUAAUUUAAAAUCCUCAUUGUACUGGAAGAGGAUUCGAUGUCCGUGAGCUCGGCGAACUUCUACUGCUUAAUGCGGGGAUCUCAUCUGGAAAAGGCAUAGACUCUGCUCUAGAACCUUUGGCAGCCUAAGAGAGGAAACAUUGGGCAGCCAAACGCGGCUACCGCAGAGCUCUCGAAAUAUUAAACCUGUUUUAACCAAACCCUUUUUUCUUCUUCUUUGUAUAAGAUCAUAAGGACCAAAGCAUUUGUCACCAUUAAACAUCGUGUUUGUUUCAGUUCCUUAAACAUG